CACCUCCGUCUGAAAAAAGGAGCAGCCGGCUCCAGGGCUCCGGCGCGCAUUCCAGCUGCCUGCCUGCCUAUUGGCGUCUUCGGUGGGAGCUCCAGCAUCUCCUUGGCUCGAAAUGGACCCCAACUGCUUCUGCGCCACUGGUGGCUCCUGCACGUGCGCUGGCUCCUGCAAGUGCAAAGAGUGCAAAUGCACCUCCUGCAAGAAGAGCUGCUGCACCUGCUGCCCCGUGGGCUGUGCCAAGUGUGCCCAGGGCUGCAUCUGCAAAGGGACGUCGGAGAAGUGCAGCUGCUGUGCCUGAUGUGGGGACACCUCUGCUCCCAGAUGUGAAUAGAGCAACCUGCACAACCUGGAUUUUUUUUAAUACAACGCUGAGCUAUUUGUUGCAUUUCUUUUUAUAUUAAAUAUCUGAAUGACAAUAAAAACAAUUUUGACUUGAA
This is a messenger RNA of Nomascus leucogenys (northern white-cheeked gibbon), 437 nucleotides long. RefSeq names its product metallothionein-1E-like. The record is from RefSeq and is a predicted model, not a curated record. Gene Ontology annotation, molecular function: metal ion binding. NCBI's taxonomy places the organism in Eukaryota, Metazoa, Chordata, Mammalia, Primates, Hylobatidae.